UUCGAACAGAGGUGUGGUUUGCUACAGUACUUCCGGUAUUUUAGUUAUGUUUAGAUUGUUUAUCUUAAGCUGUAUCUGAUUUAACAGUUGCUUGUCCAUUAUUUGAACUAGCGAAAAAUUUUCAACAAUUUGUGUUUUGUAGAAUUCUGAAACUUACAAGAAUGGCAGCUGCCGAUGUUGAAAGAGCACCAGGUCUGACAGAAAAUUUUCGAGGUUUAAAACUCCAAGGUCAUGUUGGAUUUGACAGUUUACCUGAUCAGCUGGUUAAGAGAUCUGUUCAGGAAGGAUUUGCAUUUAAUAUCCUAUGCAUUGGAGAAACAGGUAUUGGGAAGUCUACUUUGAUGGAUUCUUUAUUCAAUACUACAUUUGAUUCGUCCCCAAGUCCUCAUAAUUUACCAGCUGUGAAACUAAAGGCAAAGACUUAUGACCUCCAAGAAAAAAACGUUAAUUUGAAGUUAACAGUGGUUGAUACUGUUGGUUAUGGUGACCAAAUAAACAAAGAAGACAGUUUCAAAGCUAUAGUGGACUAUAUUGAUUCACAAUUUGAAAUGUUUCUUCAAGAAGAACUUAAAAUCAAGAGAUCUCUUGUUACUUACCAUGACACUCGAAUUCAUGCCUGCUUGUAUUUUAUAAGUCCUACUGGCCAUGGCUUAAAAUCUAUUGAUCUUGUAUGUAUGAAGAAGCUGGAUAGUAAAGUGAAUAUUAUACCUAUCAUAGCAAAAGCUGACACUAUAUCUAAGGUGGAGUUACAGAGGUUCAAAAUCAAGAUUAUGAGUGAACUUGUGAGUAACGGUGUGCAGAUAUAUCAGUUUCCCACUGAUGAUGACAGUGUUGCAGAAAUCAAUUCAACCAUGAACGCCCUUCUUCCAUUUGCAGUUGUAGGUAGCACGGAUUUUGUUCGUAUUGGAAAUAAAAUGGUCCGUGCUAGGCAGUAUCCGUGGGGAACUGUGAUGGUGGAGAAUGAAAAUCAUUGUGACUUUGUAAAACUUAGAGAAAUGUUGAUAAGGACCAACAUGGAAGAUAUGAGAGAACAAACGCAUGCUAGACACUAUGAAUUAUACCGCCGAAUGAGAUUGGAACAGAUGGGCUUCUCAGAUAUUGGAGCUGAUAAUAAACCAAUUAGCUUCCAAGAGACUUAUGAGCAGAAACGACAGGAACAUAUUCAAGAAUUGCAGCGAAAGGAAGAAGAAAUACGUCAGAUGUUUGUUGAGCGAGUGAAAGAGAAAGAAGCUGAAUUGAAAGAUGCUGAGAAAGAACUUCAUGCCAAGUUUGAUGCUUUGAAGAAACAGCAUGCAGAAGAGAAGAAAAAACUGGAAGAAGACAGGAAAAAAUUAGAUGAAGACAUUAUGAAUUUGAACAGACGAAAGCAAGCUGUGUUACAAGUGCAAUCGCAAGUCUCAUUUCAGUCUCUCACUCUUGGGAAAAGUAAAAAGAAAUGACGGUUUAAUAACAUUUUCUGCUUCAGAGACUAUUUCAAAGUAUGUCUCUACUCGUGCAGUCAUCUUGUGCUUUCAUCUCAUUGUGAUUUGCAGCAGUAGAAGUAUAAGUUUUCUGCAUUUUAGGAUGUCUUACUAAGCAUCCAUACCUGAUCUGUAUUGCUAUUGUAGUGACUUAAAUGUUUUUGUAUACUUGUGAAUAUUCUCAUUCUUUCUCUUUUUAUUUCUAUAAAUUUCUUCAAGUUAUUUUAUUUGCAUUUUUUUUUCUUUCAUGUUGAUGCACCUUUGCUGUUGGAUGUUCAUAACAUAAAUUUUUAUAUUAUUUUUUCAUGCAUUUUAUCAAUAAACUAGAAUUAAAAGGCUAGUAGUUGUUCAGUCAAUUUUUAUUUUUCUUCUAUAUCCAAUUUGCCUGAAAAUAAGGAUUUAUGGUUCAUUAUUUUGCAUAUGAUAAGUGACUCAAGUAGCAUUUUAUUGCUCCCAUUUUGUUAUCAACUUUGCUAUGAAAUUAUUACAAAUUUUCUGGUAUUCACCUUUGAUAUUUACAAAAUCUCAUUCUUGUUUUAAUGUACAACUGCAGAUUUUUAUCUAUAAUAAUCACGAUGAAAUACAUCUUUAAAACUUUUCAUUCCAACUCUAUUUACUCGGCAUCGAAAGCAUUUUAACUUUAUCAUAGCAAUCUGCUUGAAUUGAUAAUUUAAAAAAUUCAUGAUUUUAAAAAAAGGCAAAAAGAGAAGAAAAUGAAUAAGGGCCGUGUUUGUCCCUAUUUUAUAACUUCCGUAUUGCUGCACCAUCAAGAAAUAGGUCUUUUGAGUGAUACUCAUUCCGUCGAGGUUGAAAGUUUGCCAUCUUUUCUGGAUUUUUAAUUUUAAAAUAUUUUUUCACUGAAAAUCAUAACAAUAUACUUUUAUUAUAUGUUACUGUAAAGAUUUAAUUGCAAAAAGUAUGAAUGCUUUCAUUAAUAAAAUUUAUUAUUAUUUU
Messenger RNA from Argiope bruennichi, 2414 nucleotides. It is a transcript of the gene Septin2, whose product is annotated as septin-2-like. Gene Ontology annotation, biological process: cytoskeleton-dependent cytokinesis. Gene Ontology annotation, molecular function: GTPase activity; GTP binding; molecular adaptor activity. The transcript is spliced from 11 exons. NCBI's taxonomy places the organism in Eukaryota, Metazoa, Arthropoda, Arachnida, Araneae, Araneidae. The record is from RefSeq and is a predicted model, not a curated record. The coding region runs from base 162 to 1439 and encodes 425 amino acids. Gene Ontology annotation, cellular component: septin ring; septin complex; microtubule cytoskeleton.